GUUUCGAGGCUACGGGCUGAAAGAAUCGCUUGCCAUAUUGAAUGGGGCUUUUUGUAAGCGGCAUCCUUUAUCUUCGAAAGGUUGAAACAUAUUUUCUCAUUACGAAUUCGACUUGUAUUUCAAUUAAAAUCGGUCCAUCGACACUUUCCGGAGUAUCUUCUUUUAUCGAAAUGCUCUAUUUAAUAGAGAGGUCGGAUAAAUUCAGAUCGGUGUUGAAACUUCGAACCGUAGGUGGUAGUCUGUUGAUCGUCUGGAUAGGCAAGUUGCUCAGGGCAAUGUUGAAUUCGACGCGCCAUGUGGCUGAUUCAUCUUUCUCUUUUCCUUUAAUAAUCCACCUUUAGAAAUUCUAGGAAUCUUUGCGUCAUAUUGUACGAGGAGGUUAAUACACGAGUUUUCAGAAUGUUCGCAAGACUGUUCGUGACGUUGGUUUCAUUGGCCGACAAUGGUUCGUCGUUACGCUCGAUUGGUUUCAAGGAUCCCUUCGCGAAUGAUCGACCUUCCCCUUGCGUUUGAAGGAUGGCAAAUGGAAUUGGCAGCGACUCGUGUUUUAGCUAAUUAAGUUCCAACCUUUUGUUAUCACCCACGAUACGGACUAAUCGAGUAAUUGAUGUCGACGAUUCUUCAGGCUUGUGGAUAUUUCAUUUCAACGAAGAUGGAUGUCUAUUGAAACAUAAUUCGCAGUUUAGCUUAAAAGUGUCCUAUGAUCGAUUGAUUUUCGCGAAUACCGAGAAUGGAAGUUAGAGAGGAAAUGGGUCUCGGAUAGCGCGACAAAAAUGGAGUACCAUUCGCUCGUGUCGCCUGAAUGCUUUUUCAAAGGAAACGAAGGUAGACGAGGGUUUAUUGUUCCAAAGGUGAGCGGCGACGGGCGGAAAAAUGGAAGGAAGCGGGACUGGAAUUAGCAGGCUCGACUGCUACGAGGAUAUGUUUAAGGAAAUCACCAGGAAACUGUACGGUGAAGAUCCUGAUCACAGAACGUCGAGCGUACAGAACGAAUUCGAGACCUCGGUUUCGUAUAAGAACGAAGAGGACACAGGAAACGGAACCGACGGUAGCGACGACGGAAACUGGACCUGCGAAGAGGAGCCGCUCAAAGGAACCGACGGUAGUCGGAUCGCAGCAUAUCAUGCUGGGAAAGUUACAUGGAGGUGUUACGAGUGCGGCGACGUGAUGGGGGGCGGACCCCGCGAUGUGGCCGAACACUUCAUGGAACUUCAUUCCUCGCGAAUUCUCGCAGACGACAGCAGGAACAGGCAUAAUUCACCGCGUAAGGAUUACCUGCAGUCGGAAUUGAAAGUCGAGGACGUGAUUUCGUACCUGGAGAGGCUACGCGAGCGUGCGGAGCGAGUAGCGCCGCCGUCCAGAAGGACCCAGGAGACCCAAACCGUACCUGCCGCUUUAUUACCGGUCACCUCGACCUUUCUGCUGCAGGAGUUACCCUCCGCCCCUGCGCCGCAACAUUUGCACCAGAAUACAACGACAAUCCCGACUUCGGCCACGGUGUUGGCGAGCGGAAAACGAUACACCUGUCCAUACUGCCCAUACGGAACCGAUCGUCGCGAUCUGUACACGCGCCAUGAAAACAUUCAUCGCGAGGAGAAGCCUUUUCACUGUUACAUUUGCUACAAACCGUUCAAUCGUGCCGAUCAUGUGAAGAAACACUUCCUUCGGAUGCACCGUGAACACGGUUACGAGUUGUCCAGGAUACGCAGACCGGUUGGGUCCGAUCCACCGAAGCCUCUUCAACAAGAGUCAUCAACUCCGAGCACUGCGAAUGCGAAUACUAAUGGCCAACAACAACAACAGCAGCAGCAGCAGCAGCAGCAGCAGCAGCAACAACAACAACAACAGCAACAACACGCCAAUUACACCUCCGGGUUUAAUAAUAAUAAGAAUUACCAGUUGCAGCCGAAUCCUGGUAAUAAUGCAACUGCGAACACUGCUGCGAUUUAUCAGGGAACCUCGAUGCCUGCACCAGGUAUCAUGCAACCGGAUGCAGGGAAUUGUAACACUGGAAGAAGGGUGCAGAAUGGAGGAUGCAAUAGCAAGAGCCAUCUCAAGGGAGGCUCUAAGGGUGCUCAAGAACGGAGGUACACUUGUUGCUACUGUUCCUGGAGCGGCGUGGACAACUGGUGCCUGAAACGGCACCUGAACACGCACCUUAAACCCUUCGCGUGCACCCUCUGCGAAUACAAAGCAGCCCGCGCUGAACGUCUUGCCACUCACGUGCUUAAGGUGCACAACAGACGGCAGUGCUCGAGAUGUUCCUUCCUCGGCGAAGACGCGGCGCAGCUGCAGAUGCAUCAGUUGCACGUGCAUCGCGUGAGCAGCGCUAAUGCACCUGCGACGUCCACUGCUCAGGCUGCACCGCCGCCGAAUAAUCGUCAUCAACAACCCUUGCAUCCCGCGGGAGGAGGACGACCACCACCUGGUCCGCCAGUUUUUCCAGCACCAGCACCAGCCAUCGCACCUGCUACCACCGUCAUACCACCGACAACGAUACUCGGCCACGAGAUGGUAAACUCCCCUGCAACUGCAGCGACAAUGGCGUACCCGACAUUGGAAGAGGAGAGGCGGUCGAGCGGCCACGAGUACGAGCAUCAUCGUCAUCGUCAACGAGUCCGCAUCGUCGCCGAGCAUCCUGAGAAACAGGAUCCGAAUUUGGACGACGCUACAGUUGCCAGCGUCGAUACCGCGAUCAUACUUAAUCGUGAUUUUGCGUACAGCUAUCGAGCCGUUGCCGAAGCGACCGAGGGUCAGUCAUCCUGGGAGCCAUCCGAGUGCCCUUGGAUCUGGGCCAACCAGAAAAGCCGCAGACGCUCUAGGAAACAGAGCCUGCCGAGAAAGGUGACUUGCAUCCAGGAUUUCGAGGACGACGAGCUACCCUGCCUCGAUGGGAACAAACAGGACACUGGACAAGAGGAUACCACCAACUCGGUGUCCAAUAAGGAAACACCUGAAGUGGAGGUGGUGAACGAACUGAGGAAGAGGUACCGGUGCAGAUCGGAUAGGGAAUUGCUCAAGUGUCGCCUGUGUCCCGACGAUGCACUUGCCAGAGGAUCCAUCUGUCGACCGUAUCAUACCAAAGCUUCUUUAGCGCUUCAUAAGUACUGGAGACACGACAGGCGCAAAAGGUGCCUGACGAACUGUGCGACCAAGCCUCAUCCACCGUCCCGUCUGUCUUCUAUCACGCUGAAGGCUACGGUUUUCACCAGCCCCGAUUAUGGGUACCAUAGAUAGCACUCGGUGUCUAGGGGCGCAGCGAUGCUUAACCGAGGGGGUGGAUUUCAAAUGGCAGCACCGAUCUCUGCCGUUUCUUGAUCAGUUUUUUUCUUAAGGACGAGACUAACUUGUCGGAGUAAAUUGUUUUCUCAUUGAAGAUGCGAUAUAUUUUCUUUUAAAGCAAAAAGAAAUAUAGAAAAAAUGAAGAUAGUGCCUUUUGGAAUCCACCGCUUUAAAAAGGUGUUCUAAAUUGCAUCGCGAGCCGACGUUUCUAUCCCCUCGAGGAUCAAUUAUCGCGGACAUUAGUUAGGCCGACAGCGUAUUUCUAAUUAGAAUUCUGGAUCGAGCUCGCAGCGAUCGUCGUAGCCAACGACAACGAUUUUAAAUAGCAAACGAUCUCGUCGAAAAUAUAAGUGCAAGGAGGUGUUGACGCAGCUACGGCAGAGACAAAGUUUUGCGCUUAUAAGAAUUUUGGAGGAUGUUAACUUUUAAGGGACUACGAAUAAAAUAAACAGCGAAACGUUAGGUUAAGGAACGACUAAUUCGAAAGUACCUCGACAAGCGCGAAUUUUCAUCGCGAACGACCAUCUCGAUGCUCGUUCGAGCCUCCGACGAGGAACGACUAUUUUCCUGUAUAGAUAAUGCGCGAAUUAACGAUAUUAACGUUCGACGAUCGUCUUCAAUCGAUGUCUAAUUGUGCGUUUGUCCAUUGUCCGUCUCUGUAAUUACGUAAUUGCUUUCCCGUUUUGUCGUCAAUGGACUUUUGCGAGCGUAAUGAUGCACUCGACUGUGUGCAGAGAGAACGAAGAUCGGAACGCGUAACGCGAUCCGUGAUUGGCCGGGCGAGCAUGAUUUUUAUAUAAGGGAUAUUUGUACAGAACCACUAUCUUGUUUACGUUAUUACAUAAAAAUAUAUUAUAUCUAUUGUA
Molecule: messenger RNA, 4148 nt
Organism: Osmia bicornis bicornis
Lineage: Eukaryota; Metazoa; Arthropoda; Insecta; Hymenoptera; Megachilidae
Gene: chn
Product: zinc finger protein 335
Exons: 8
Coding region: 874-3237 (787 amino acids)
Biological process (GO): regulation of transcription by RNA polymerase II
Cellular component (GO): nucleus
Molecular function (GO): DNA-binding transcription factor activity, RNA polymerase II-specific; RNA polymerase II cis-regulatory region sequence-specific DNA binding
Source: RefSeq, a predicted model, not a curated record